AAAAUUUUCGCCCGCCUGUCCAUCCGCAGAGAGCACCCGCGCUGCCUGCCCUCCUCGUCUUUCGCCGAGUCGCUGUCGUCGUCGCUGCUGCUGCUGCUGCUGCCUGUCUGUCUGCCUGCCUGCCUGCCUGCCUGAUCGCCCUGGGACCCGCAUACGCUCGCAAGCAUCCUGUCUAGGCCUCUCCAGCGCCCGUCUCCUUCAUCAAGACCCUCACCUACCCCGUCCGAUUCAAGCCGAUCAUGUCGCCCUUUGCCAACCUGCUCGAUCAGUUCAAGGCCUACCGGGAAAAGAUGCCCGCUCCCGUCAGCUUCGAGGCUUUGCACCGCGAGAUCAAAGGUGUCCACCCAACGCUGCAUCUGAUUGACGGCGCCAAGUUCGAGCUGACCUCGAUGCUCUCGCCCAACUUUAUGGUCUCCCACUCCUUCGCCUGGGGCAGCUCCAACCACCAGCAGCCUCCGUCCUACCACUUUGGUGCCGGAUAUCACACUGCCAAGUACAUGAUGCACGGACAGGUCGACCAUGACGGCAACCUCUCGGCCCGCGCCAACUACAACUGGAUCCCGGCUCCCACCCCUGUCCAGCCCACGGACCCCAACACCCCCCCUCCUCCGCCGCCGACCCCUCGCCAUGGCUCCAGCUCCAAAUUCCAGGGCCAGUUCUCGGGCCACCCCGAAAACAACAUGUUCAUGCUGGAGCACGAGUACCUCAACAACGACUUUACGAUCAACGUCAGGGCCAUCAACCCCAACCCAAUCGCCAGCCCUGCGUCGUACGUCGCCAGCAACCCCCCGCCCAAGGGCAGGACCCACCCGUCGGCGGUCACGGGUAUCUACUCAGUGUCGUACCUCCAGUCAGUCUCGAAAUCGCUGUCGCUUGGUGGCGAGUUCACCCUGCAGCGCCUCACUGCCGACAUGGACGAGCCCAGCACCACGCUCGCUCUCCGCUACGCACCUCCCGCCUCGGAGCUGCCUGCUCCCACCUCGCUCCCCCCUGGCAUGCCCUCCCCCUAUAUGCCCAUCAACCCCAACGACCCGACCCAGGUCUUCACCACGACCUUCAGCCCUUCAACAGGCAUGCUGCACGCGUCUUACUGGCGAAGACUCAACCAGCGCCUCGAGGUUGCGGCCGAGACCCAGAUGCUGAUGACACCUGCGGGAGCUCGUGGCGAAGGCCGACGCGAGGGCAUCGCCGCCGUUGGAUUCAAGCUGGAUACGGUGCACUCUACCAUCCGUGGCAUGUUUGACUCUCACGGCAAGGUUUCGGCGCACAUUGAGGAGCGCAUGGCUCCUGGAUUGACGUUCCAGAUCUCGGGUGAAAUCGACUAUGCCAAGGGUGCUGGUGGCGCCGGUCGUGUUGGUGUCGGAUUCACCCUCGAGGCGUAAUCUCCCCUCCCUCCCUCCUGUAGAUCCACAUAGCAGCAUACAGCCCCCUCCUGAGAAUGUGCGGACAGCCCAUGCUCUCCAGAAAUCAUCAUUGUAAUUAUUACAGCAGAAUCGAAACGGGGACACGAUGCUUGAGGUCGAUGGCCACACUA
This is a messenger RNA of Polychytrium aggregatum, 1534 nucleotides long. Its product is annotated as eukaryotic porin/Tom40. The record is from RefSeq and is a predicted model, not a curated record. Gene Ontology annotation, biological process: protein import into mitochondrial matrix. The transcript has 4 exons. The coding region runs from base 240 to 1382 and encodes 380 amino acids. Gene Ontology annotation, molecular function: transmembrane protein transporter activity. Gene Ontology annotation, cellular component: mitochondrial outer membrane; mitochondrial outer membrane translocase complex. Lineage: Eukaryota; Fungi; Chytridiomycota; Chytridiomycetes; Polychytriales.